GAAACCGAAAAUCGAUCGAUAAACAAAACUCACGUGUAUUUGUCUUUUAAUUUUUCCAGAAGAAAAUGGGACGAUAUUUAUUACUUUUUUCGUAUAUGGGUCAUCGGUACAGAGGACUUCAGAGACAAACGGGAAAUCGUGAUGUAUUAAAUGUUGAUUGUAUUCAAGGUGCAAUUGAAGCGGCUUAUUCUUCAGUGAGACCGAAAAUAAUCAAAGACAGAUUUGUCGCAUCAAGCAGAACAGAUGCAGGAGUUCAUGCACUUUUCAAUUCGGCUCACAUUGAAUUAGAAAAUAAAUUUGGACUCUAUUAUGAUCCGGAAUCGUUAAAGCGUUUUAUAAAUAGACAUUUACUGCGAUGUCGUCACGAAAUACGAAUAUUACAAUGUAUUCCCAUCACGGAUAAAUUUCACGCGAGACAUAAUGCAUUGUCGCGAACAUAUUAUUUUCGAUUUGCAGUUCCAAAAAAUGGCGUCACUGACAGAAUGGCUCCAAUUUCGGAAAUGAACAGAAGUACAACUUAUAGAUUUCACGAAUUUAAUUUGGAGAAAUUUCAAAGUGGAUUGAAACAUUUCAUUGGACUACAUGAUUUUGGAACAUUUUCGGUUGAAGAUAAAGACAAUAAACAUAAAGUCUAUCGACGAUUGUUGUAUGAAGUGACACUGGAAAAGGCAACUCCUCUAUUUCCGUUCGAUCCAUGCGUGGAAAAUUUUGAUUACUGGCACAUUAAAUUUAGAGGAAAAUCGUUUGUUCAUAAUCAGAUUCGACGAAUGGUCGGCGCACUUUUUGCCCUCUCCUGUGGACAAAUUACGGAAAAAGACAUAAUAACAAUGCUUCAAGUGCCAUCGAAGAACAGUUGGUGUCCGCAAGUCUCAACAGCUCCCGGAAAUGGACUCUAUUUAGCGAAUAUUGAAUACGAUCAAAAGGAAUUAGAAAAAAAUACCAUCGUUUACAACGAGAAAGAAUUUUUACGACCCGUAAAAAGAUUCUCUUAGAAAAAAUACAAAAAAAAAAUAUUUUUCUAAAGAAAAAAAGACGAAAAUUAAAUUAAUUCAUUAUUAAUA
This is a messenger RNA of Leptopilina heterotoma, 1061 nucleotides long. Its product is annotated as tRNA pseudouridine synthase-like 1. Bases 66 to 992 code for a protein of 308 amino acids. The record is from RefSeq and is a predicted model, not a curated record. Gene Ontology annotation, biological process: tRNA pseudouridine synthesis. Gene Ontology annotation, molecular function: RNA binding; pseudouridine synthase activity. The transcript is spliced from 6 exons. Lineage: Eukaryota; Metazoa; Arthropoda; Insecta; Hymenoptera; Figitidae.